UUGGAGAGACCGUCUUUGUUGUGUCGGGAAGGGCUCUUACCCUUCACCUUUCUGUGUGUGUUGCUAAAUGCGUUUGGUGGUUGCAUUUCAUCGCUUCCUCCUUCCUUGUCUUCCGUGCAUGUGGUGAUUAAUAUUUUAAGUUAUAAACCUUUCUGGGAGCCUGAUUUAAGAGCAGAUUGUCCUGUUAUAUCUUCAGUUUUUUUUCUUGCUUUUUUCCAGGUGUGUGUAGAUCUCAGAGGUGUGUCAAGCACUUUGCAAUUUGAACUACAAAAGGAGAAAGGAGAAUUUGGCCACUCAUCUCUUCAGAUCUUUUGUGUCAGGGGGGAAAAAAAAGCGGAAGGAGAAGCGCAACCAUCAUCACUGAGCUGCUGCAGAAGGUGGAGAAGGAAGCAGAAAAGCAGGAAAAUCGCAAUACUGUAUUGCUUCUUUAGAACCAGAGAGACUGAUGGCGGAGUUUGGCAGCAGAGGGGGAGGCACUAGUGGUGGGAGGAUAACCUCCUCCCCAAAUUUGGCACAAGGAAAGGUGGCUUUCAAAGCAGGUGAUGGGGAAGGAGGAGGAGGAGGAGGUGGCAGUGGUGGUGUUGCAAGAAUCCACUUGGACAGUGCUCGCAAUGGGUUCUCCAAUGGGGACUGUGCGCUGGUGGGAAAUAGAGAACACCUAGAAUCUCCCCAACCUGGCAGCCCUGCCAUAGAGAGAGGAUGUUCCACCCUGCAUCCAGAAGGCAAAUCUGGUAUUCCCAGGAAAACCAGCAUCAUCAAGGAUGGUACAAAACAAAAAAAAGAACGGAAAAAGACAGUCUCAUUUAGCAGCAUGCCUACUGAGAAGAAGAUAAGUAGUGCAAGUGACUGUAUUAAUGCUAUGGUUGAAGGCUCAGAACUCAGAAAAGUUCGAUCCAACUCUAGGAUAUACCAUCGGUAUUUUCUUUUAGAUGCUGAUAUGCAAUCAUUACGAUGGGAACCUUCAAAGAAGGAUUCUGAAAAAGCAAAGAUCGACAUCAAAUCCGUCAAAGAAGUGAGAAUAGGGAAAAAUACGGACAUUUUUCGUAGCAAUGGAAUUUCUGAACAAAUUUCAGAAGACUGUGCAUUUUCUAUUAUUUAUGGAGACAAUUAUGAAUCUCUAGAUCUUGUUGCAAACUCUGCAGAUGUUGCAAAUAUUUGGGUUACUGGUCUAAGAUACUUGAUAUCUUAUGGAAAACAUACAUUGGAUAUGCUAGAAAGUAGGCAAGAUAAAAUGCGGACCUCAUGGGUUUCCCAAAUGUUUAGUGAAACAGAUAUAGAUCAUUUGGGGAGGAUAUCCUUGUGCAGAGCUGUACAGUUUAUAAAAAAUUUAAAUCCUGGUUUAAAAACAAAUAAAAUUGAAUUAAAAUUCAAAGAGCUGCAGCGAUCAAAAGACAGACCUGAUACAGAAAUCACAAAGCAAGAAUUUAUUGAAGUUUUCCAUGAGCUUUGCACUCGUCCUGAGAUCUAUUUCUUACUAGUUCAGUUUUCUAGCAAUAAAGAAUUCCUUGACGCCAAGGAUCUUAUGAUGUUUUUAGAAGCAGAGCAGGGUAUGGCUCAUGUCACUGAAGAGAUCAGCCUUGGUAUUAUUCACAAAUAUGAACCAUCUAAAGAGGGACAAGAAAGAGGCUGGCUUUCCAUAGAUGGUUUUACAAAUUAUCUUACUUCCCCAGAAUGUCAUAUAUUUGAUCCAGUACAUAAAAAAGUGUGCCAGGACAUGAACCAGCCUUUAUCUCACUAUUUCAUAAACUCUUCUCAUAACACAUACUUGAUAGAGGACCAGUUUCGAGGCCCAUCUGAUAUCACAGGUUAUAUUCGUGCUCUAAAAAUGGGAUGCCGCAGUGUUGAGUUGGAUGUGUGGGAUGGUCCUGAUAAUGAACCUGUAAUUUAUACAGGUCACACAAUGACUUCACAAAUAGUCUUCCGCAGUUCAAUUGACAUAAUUAACAAAUACGCAUUUUUCGCUUCGGAAUAUCCUCUUAUUUUGUGCUUGGAAAAUCAUUGUUCUCUCAAGCAACAGAAUGUGAUGGUCCAGCAUAUGAAGAAAAUACUGGGGGAUCAACUGUAUAUGAGACCUCCAAAUAUAGAGGAAUCUUAUCUGCCAUCUCCUGAAUAUCUUAAAGGAAAAAUAUUAAUUAAAGCCAAGAAGCUAUCUUCUAAUUGCUCUGGGCUAGAGGGAGAUGUUACAGAUGAAGAUGAAGGCGCAGAAAUGUCACAGAGAAUGGGAAAGGAGGGGGGAGAACCACAGAAUGUUGUCCCAGUGAAACGGUUUCAGCUUUGUAAAGAACUAUCAGAACUGGUAAGCAUAUGUAAAUCGGUUCAGUUCAAAGAUUUUCAGGUUUCAUUUCAGCUUCAGAAGUACUGGGAAGUUUGCUCCUUUAAUGAAGUGCUUGCUACCAAAUACGCCAAUGAAAAUCCUGGAGACUUUGUGAAUUAUAACAAACGCUUUCUUGCAAGAGUUUUUCCUAGCCCUAUGAGGAUUGAUUCUAGUAAUAUGAACCCACAGGAUUUCUGGAAAUGUGGCUGUCAAAUUGUGGCAAUGAACUUUCAGACACCUGGAUUAAUGAUGGACCUCAAUAUUGGCUGGUUUCGACAAAAUGGGAAUUGUGGCUAUGUGCUACGGCCUGCUAUCAUGCGGGAGGAAGUAUCUUUCUUUAGUGCAAAUACAAAGGACACAGUGCCUGGUGUUUCACCUCAGCUCCUUCAUGUCAAGAUUAUUAGUGGGCAACAUUUUCCAAAGCCAAAAGGUUCAGGUGCCAAAGGGGAUGUAGUAGAUCCUUAUGUCUAUGUAGAAAUCCAUGGGAUUCCAGCAGACUGUGCAGAACAAAGGACAAAAACUGUCCACCAAAAUGGAGACAAUCCUAUUUUUGAUGAGAGUUUUGAAUUUCAGAUUAACCUACCUGAACUUGCUAUGGUACGCUUUGUUGUGUUAGAUGAUGAUUACAUUGGGGAUGAAUUUAUUGGGCAGUACACAAUUCCCUUUGAAUGUUUACAACCAGGUUAUCGGCAUGUUCCGCUUCAGUCUUUAACAGGAGAGGCUCUAGCACAUGCUUUCUUGUUUGUCCAUGUUGCUAUUACUAAUCGAAGAGGUGGAGGAAAACCUCAUAAACGGGGUCUUUCUGUCAGAAAAAGCAAGAAAUCCAGAGAAUAUGCUUGUAUGAGGACUUUGUGGAUUAAAAGUAUUGAUGAAGUAUUCAAGAACGCUCUUCAGCCAAUACGGGAUGCCACAGAUUUGAGGGAAAACAUGCAGAAUGCAGUAGUUUCAUUCAAAGAACUGUGCGGCCUUGCUCCUGUAGCAAAUCUCAUACAGUGUAUUCUGGCAGUGUCUAGCUGCUUAGUGAAAUCUGAUAAUACACCCUUGGUGGUAGUAAAUCUCAGUGAUCAGUAUCCCACAAUGGAAUUGCAAGGGAUUGUUCCAGAGGUUCUGAAAAAAAUUAUCACAGCAUAUGAAACCAUGAUAAAUAUGAUCAAGAUUCUGACAGAAAAUGCAGAUAAUGUGUAUGAAAAAAUAGUCCAGUGCCAAAAAGCAGCAAUGGAGUUCCAUGAGAACUUACAAAAUGUAGGAGCAAAGGAAGGGUUGAAAGAGAGAAAACUACAAAAAGCAGUGGAGAGUUUCACCUGGAAUAUUACAAUUUUAAAGGGCCAGGCUGAUCUUCUCAAGUAUGCUAAAAAUGAGGCAUUGGAGAACCUAAAGCAAAUCCACUAUGCUGCUGUUUCAUGUGGAUUGAAUAAACCAGGAUCCUCUGGAAAUGUUGACUCUUCAAAGCCCCGACGAAGCUUAGAGGCUAUACCUGAAAAGGCAGUGGAAGAAAAUUGAGAAUGGAAGAAAAUUCUCAUUACUUUGGAGUUUAUAACUCUGUAACUAUUGUAGCUGCACAAGACAUUUUGCUUUGCACUUACUAAUUUUUGGGGGGGAAGGAGGAAUCCUGGUGUUUUAAAAGCACAACUGGAGAAGCUAAUUACAAUCUCUGAAAACUGUGAAUGUAUGUAGCAACUCUGUAUAUGAAGGCAAUUGAAUUUUUUUCAUGGAAAUAAUAUUGCUGGCUGAAGCACCCUUUAUAUGUGUAAAAGAUGUCAUGAUUCAAGAACUGUGUGCAGAAAAUACCAUUGUUAUUAAAAGAGAAACAAAUUGUGUUUCCAAAUUUGUUACAAUGGCAAGGGAAGGAGCUUUUGUCAUUGCUCAGAAAAGUGCCUUGAUUUGGGGGGAAAAAUCUAGGUGUGUUGUAGUAUAGCUUCCUUGAUUUAGGAGCAGUGCUGUAACAGUUUGGACAAUUAAGCCUAUUGCUGCAUAUAUGAUUUGUAAAGAUCAGAGAUGAAAAUUAUGGAAGUGUGUGCAUUUUACUGAAUUGUGUGAUUAAGAAACUUGGCAGUGUUCAGGUUGGAAAAUGCUACUGUUGUUUGGGGUUUCUUUUUGUUGUUGAGCCAUAAAUAAAAGGGGGAAUGUAAAUACGAAGUGCUUACUCAUGGCGCAGUGCACUGAGGGAGAGUCGUUGCAUAAAAGAAACAUGUGCAAUUAAUCUGCCAUUAAAUGCCUGAGUAAGGCACAUACCUGUUUCCACCCAAGAACAUCUGUAGAUGUCUAAAGAUAAUGUAAAAGUGACCAAAUUGUAAACAAAAUUUUGUAAAUAGUUUUUUUUUCUAUUUUGUGUAUGUGAAGUACUCACAUUAAAAUGUUUUAUGAUACAGUU
Candoia aspera is the source of this 4685-nucleotide messenger RNA. RefSeq names its product phospholipase C like 2 (gene PLCL2). Bases 446 to 3814 code for a protein of 1122 amino acids. Lineage: Eukaryota; Metazoa; Chordata; Lepidosauria; Squamata; Candoiidae. The transcript has 6 exons. Gene Ontology annotation, molecular function: phosphatidylinositol-4,5-bisphosphate phospholipase C activity; inositol 1,4,5 trisphosphate binding; GABA receptor binding. Gene Ontology annotation, biological process: regulation of synaptic transmission, GABAergic; release of sequestered calcium ion into cytosol; phosphatidylinositol-mediated signaling. The record is from RefSeq and is a predicted model, not a curated record.